Molecule: messenger RNA, 570 nt
Organism: Macrosiphum euphorbiae (potato aphid)
Lineage: Eukaryota; Metazoa; Arthropoda; Insecta; Hemiptera; Aphididae
Source: the annotation of a GenBank genome assembly
AUGAACAAACCGAGUGUAUACGAUUUCGGUAUCGACGACGAUUCGGUUCCACCGAUAGAACGAUCCGUUGACAUAACUGAAAACGUUCCACCGACUGUCGUUCAACGAUACUUUGAAUCUCGGUACGCCACGAACGUCAACGACAAACCCAACCAGGACUACAGUGUGUUAAUUCAUUCCAACAACCUGUGCAUCUUGUCGCUGGCAUCCACUCAUGUUUUGAUGGGCAAAACCAUCGACAAAAUAGAUUUCCAAGUGUCAGAGAACACUGAUCGCCUCAGCAAUAAUAUGACGGGAAAAGGAAAACGAGGAGCUCAAAUUGUGCAGGCCGGGUCAACUCUGUGUAAGGUCCACUGUUCCGACGGCGAAGAGCAUAAAAUACUGUCGGCCAUUCCAGGCAAACUAGUGCAAAUGAACAGUAAACUAGCAGACACUCCAAACAUAAUGUUGGACAAACCGGACGAUCUUGGAUUUAUAGCUAUAGUGUUACCACAAAAACAGAGGUUUGAAAAAAUCAGAGAUGGACUGUUGACCAAAGAACAAUACACGAUUAGAAAUUCUACGGUUUGA